Molecule: messenger RNA, 1000 nt
Organism: Hyposmocoma kahamanoa
Lineage: Eukaryota; Metazoa; Arthropoda; Insecta; Lepidoptera; Cosmopterigidae
Gene: Etfb
Product: electron transfer flavoprotein subunit beta
Exons: 6
Coding region: 104-865 (253 amino acids)
Cellular component (GO): cytosol
Molecular function (GO): electron transfer activity
Source: RefSeq, a predicted model, not a curated record
CGGACUUUGUACUGAUCGAAGACUCGAUUUUCUCUUGUUUUUACUAACUUUAUUUAAUUAAUAAUUGUUUGCUUGCAAUUAAAUAUUGUUUUUUACAAUCACAAUGGCCCGCGUACUUGUUGGAGUGAAGAGAGUCAUCGACUAUGCCGUCAAAGUUCGUGUGAAACCAGACAAGACUGGCGUUGUUACGGAAGGUGUGAAACACUCCAUGAACCCGUUUGAUGAGAUUGCUGUGGAGGAGGCUGUGCGCCUGAAGGAGAAGAAACUGGCCAGUGAAGUCAUAGCUGUAUCAUGUGGACCAACACAGGCACAAGAAACCCUCAGAACAGCUUUAGCAAUGGGAGCUGACCGCGCUAUCCAUGUAGAAGUUGCAGGCUCAGAGUACGAUACAAUGCAGCCCCUGCAUGUGGCCAAGAUCCUUGCCAAACUGUCCAAAGACGAGAAAGCUGACAUCGUUAUUGUUGGCAAACAGGCUAUUGAUGAUGACUCAAAUCAAACUGCACAAAUGACUGCUGCCCUUCUAGAUUGGCCACAGGGCACUUUCGCUUCUAAGGUAGAGAAAACGGACGCCGGUUUAACGGUGACCCGCGAGAUCGACGGCGGACUGGAGGUGAUAAAGACCAAGCUGCCAGCCGUAAUCAGCGCUGACCUGCGCCUUAAUGAACCAAGAUAUGCCACACUACCUAAUAUUAUGAAAGCUAAAAAGAAGCCAUUGAAGAAAGUGACAGCUAAAGACCUUGGAGUGGAUUUAGCGCCGAGAAUCAAGAUAGUUUCGGUAGAGGACCCACCAGUGCGGCAGGCUGGCACCAUCGUUCCAGACGUUGACGCGCUAGUGGCUAAGCUUAAGGAAGGCGGACACAUUUGAAAACUCCAACUUCAGAGAAAUCCAACAUUUAUUACAUAAUAGUGUUUGUUGUAUAGCAAAAAAAAACAAAAACAAUUUGUACAUGAUAUUUUACAUGAAUUGUCAAUUUAGCUCUAUUGUACCAUAAUGUUGACG